AUGCAUCAACAAACCCUUCUUGCCACUCUCUCGGCUGUGCUUGCGGCUCUGCCUGUCGCCCAGGCUGGCUUCUACACCAAAAACUCGCCUGUUCUGCAGGUGGACGCCAAAUCAUACGACCGCCUCAUCGCAAAGUCCAACCACACAUCUAUCGUCGAAUUCUACGCCCCCUGGUGCGGCCACUGCCAAAACCUCAAGCCCGCCUACGAAAAGGCCGCCAAGAACCUCGACGGCCUCGCCAAAGUCGCCGCCGUCGACUGCGACGAUGACGCCAACAAGGCCUUUUGCGGCAACAUGGGCGUCAAGGGCUUCCCCACCCUCAAGAUCGUCCGUCCCGGCAAGAAGUUUGGCCGCCCCGUCGUCGAGGACUACCAGGGCCAGCGCAGCGCGGGAGCCAUUGUCGACGCCGUCGUGGCCAAGAUCAACAACCACGUCGUCAAGCUGACGGACAAGGAGAUUGACGGCUUCCUGGACAAGGAGGAGGAGAAGCCAAAGGCCAUCCUGUUCACCGAGAAAGGAACUACGAGCGCGCUGCUUAGGAGUCUUGCCAUUGAUUUUCUCGAUGCCGUCACCGUUGGCCAGGUCAGGAACAAGGAGACUGCUACCGUCGACAAGUUCGGCAUUUCUUCAUUCCCAUCCUUCGUUCUCAUUCCCGGAGGCGGCAAGGAGCCCAUCACUUACAGCGGAGAACUCAACAAGAAGGACAUGGUCGAGUUCUUGAAGCAAGUCGCUCAGCCCAACCCCGAAACGUCUCCCUCCAGCGCCAAGCCCAACAAAAAGGCAUCGUCCAAGGACAAGGCCAGCAAGGAAGCCCCCAAGGCCGAGCAGUCCUCGGCUACCGCAUCCUCCGAGACCUCAUCCGCCGCCGCCCCUGAAUCCACCCUCAUCGACAUCCCUGCCCUCGCUUCCAAGGCCGAACUCGAAGAGCACUGCCUCCAGUCCAAGUCUCAGACAUGUGUCCUUGCGUUUGUCCCCGCGUCCGCCUCGGAGAUGCGCAACAAGAUCCUUUUGUCCGUCUCCCAGCUCCACACCAAGUACGUCCACGGAAAGCGCCACUUCCCCUUCUUCUCCGUCGACAGCGACGUCGAAGGCGCUGCCGCUCUCAAGGAAGCCCUCGGCCUCUCGAGUAAAAUCGAGCUCGUUGCCCUCAACGCCCGCCGCGGCUGGUGGAGGCGGUACGAGGAUGGCGACUUCGACGUCCACUCCGUCGAGUCCUGGAUCGACUCUGUCCGAAUGGGCGAGGGCGAGAAGAAGAAGCUUCCCCAGGGAAUUGUCGUCGAGAAGCCCGAGACUACCGAAGAAGCAAAGGCUGAGGCUGAGGCUCCUGCAGCUGAAGAGGCUGCCGAGGAGUCUGCGCACGACGAGCUCUAA
This is a messenger RNA of Trichoderma aggressivum f. europaeum, 1371 nucleotides long. RefSeq lists its product as uncharacterized. Gene Ontology annotation, biological process: response to endoplasmic reticulum stress. Gene Ontology annotation, molecular function: protein-disulfide reductase activity. The record is from RefSeq and is a predicted model, not a curated record. The transcript has 2 exons. NCBI's taxonomy places the organism in Eukaryota, Fungi, Ascomycota, Sordariomycetes, Hypocreales, Hypocreaceae. Gene Ontology annotation, cellular component: endoplasmic reticulum lumen. Bases 1 to 1371 code for a protein of 456 amino acids.